Messenger RNA from Postia placenta MAD-698-R-SB12, 2055 nucleotides. RefSeq lists its product as hypothetical. The record is from RefSeq and is a predicted model, not a curated record. The coding region runs from base 1 to 2055 and encodes 684 amino acids. The transcript is spliced from 5 exons. Lineage: Eukaryota; Fungi; Basidiomycota; Agaricomycetes; Polyporales; Adustoporiaceae.
AUGAAGUUCCAGGAACAAUUGAAUCGCGAGACUCAGCUUCUCAGUAAGCUGCAUGUACAGCUCGCGCACACGCUUUCCAAUGUAAACACUGGAUUCACCGCCGCCGUCUACCUUCGAGGUAUCACUGGCUGCUACGUAUACCCACCAAGCGAAAAUCCUUCGUUUGGAUACGCUCUGGCGACGAUGGGUGCCCAAGUCGCUGUUAAGACCAGCACGCUCGCGACCCAAACCAUCCUGGCGUGUGUCCCGACUUGCAUGACACACAUCUCCAUCGAUCCAUGCCUGCAUAUACCCGUGGUGCGAAACUUUGAAAGUCUGGCGGCGAUCCGAGGCCUAGCAAGCGCGGCAUUAGUGGUGAGCGUCGACACGGGGCAUCCCACGAUGAGUAAGCGUCCACUGACCAAGUACCUCCAGCGCGAGGAAGCCGCCCUGGUUGUGUGGGCCGAGUCUGAGCAUUCGGUCUUCGAUACGUUCUGCGAGCUCGACCACAAGAUCCAAUCCUUCCUUCAACAGCACUGGCCGAGCGAGUUCCAUGGCUCUGAAACAGUUCCAUGGGACCCCUAUGGUUAUCUCGAACACGAUGUGCCAGGUCACACGGCAACGCUAAUUCUGGAUAGUCAAGACCUUCUUCAGGAGCAGUCGGUAUCCGCACCAGGGCUGGCAUCGCAGUUCACCGACAGUCUCGAACCAUCUUCCGAUAUACUUGAUGCAUGGCUCGCAGCAGGUCAAAUGCCCGUAACGUUGGAUGACAGCGUCAACUGGAUGAGCGGUUCGGUCCGGACUUCGACAACCCCGUCGGAGAGCGCAGAAACAUUAGUAUGGACAAACGUGAAAACGGACUCGUCGGAUCUAGCCUAUGAAGUAGCUACUCCGGUGGUCCCGUCGACGCCUCGUGGGGUGAAGCGAAAGCGCGAGAUCACGACGAUUUCGCCCUCCGACACAUUGCUGGUGCCGCCCACAGAGUUGGCGGCGGGUCUCCCAGAGGCUCAAAGCGAGUCAGACAAGGACUCGAACCACGACGAUGUCUUCGAAGAGGACGAUGCUUCCAGCAUCACUUCGGCCACGACCGUCAAUACAACCGCUACUCCUGAUCUGGACGAUGCCGCCGACUCUUUCGACGCCCGUCCUUGCAAACGCGCACGGUCUUCUGCUUCUGCUCAAUCUUGCUCUUCCCCGUGCAGACCUACAAAGGACAGCCGCCUACCGCUGCCUUCCCGCAUCCCGUGGAGCGAGAAGGGGAAGCAGAGGGAGGCGGCGCGUGGAGAUCACACCGGGUCCCAAAAAGAUUCCGAAGAGGCCAACAAGGACGACAAGGAUGACGAGAACAAUGAGGACGAUGAGGAUGGCGAGGAUGGCGAGGACGACGACGAUGACGAGGACGACGACGAUGACGAGGACGACGACGAUGAUGGGGACGACGAGGACGACGAAGAACGCGACUCAACGUACAGCAACUCUGCCUUGCGUAAGAACAAAGGCAAGCAGCGGGUACAACCCACACGAGGGGUCAAGCGAAAGGCCCAUCCUGGCGAGAGCGAGGAUGAAGACGGUGAUCGCGACACCGCCAACCCUGGUCCAUCCGCCCGUCGGCAACGCAGAGACAAGCAGCCCGAUAAGUCUCUCGUUCACGGGAUGACCACCACAACUACGGCACCGCGACGGUCAAAUCCGUGGCAGUGCACCUUGUGCGGCAAUACAAGUAAGCGCUCCGCCGACGGCAGGCGACACGUGAAGUACGUCUGUCGCAAAACACUCCAUGCGGGACCUCUCUGUGGUCUGUGUGGAGAUACGUACUCGCGACCAGACGCUCUUAUGCGCCAUGAAAGGAAGUGCAAUGGAACUCCCUCCCGAAAACGUGCACGCACAGUAGACGGCAUUGACAUCCUCCUUGACGCCCGAGAUCUUGAGAACUGGCAACUCGACAGGUACGUCGCGUUCGUGGGCGCCGAGGUCCUGCAACACGAGCCGGUGGAGGAGCCCGUAGGUGGAACGUCAGUAGAACACCAAGACCACAGCCGCAGCAAUGGUCGCAAGCGUAAAGGAGCUCCCAAAUAG